Molecule: messenger RNA, 2316 nt
Organism: Corticium candelabrum
Lineage: Eukaryota; Metazoa; Porifera; Homoscleromorpha; Homosclerophorida; Plakinidae
Exons: 1
Coding region: 183-2156 (657 amino acids)
Source: RefSeq, a predicted model, not a curated record
GUGUGUGCGUGAGUGCUGCUUGUGUCUGUGAUCUGAUCAUUCAAACGUAAAUUUAUUGAGUGUGCCAAACCAAACGGCGCGAGGCUUUGCGAUAAUGCACUGUCCAUAUGAAUCCAUCAACAAUCGACUAAUGUACUGUCUCGCGUGAUCACUACCGAGAUGUUGGAUUGGGUGGGUGUCACAUGAUCAGUUUGCUACUCAAUCGGACACAAAUGCUGAGUGUUUCAAAGCUCGUCACAUUCCUGGCUUUUGCCAUUGUUGUUGCCCAAACGAACGGCUUAGAUCAUUGGUAUGACGCAAUAAGAUGCCACGCUCACACACGUCUGUCCAUUCAACAAUUCUGCUCAGUGGAGAACAAAACUUGUCACCCUGUCUUCGAGAACGCAGCCGAUCUGUUCCAGAAACUUGGCGUCAAAGCGUUUGUCCGACACUCUAAAACAGGAAGCGAAGGAACAUGGUGGCCUACAGCAACCGGACCCAAGGAAAGCUGGCACCCGUUUGUAAGAGAAACCGGCAGGAAUCUGCCACAAGAGUUUAUCAAGAAGGCGCACGCAAACAAUCAGAGAAUCAUUCUUUAUCAUUAUCCGAAAACCAGCAGCUAUUACGCAGAAACCGAGGAGAGCUGGUUGAACAAAGACAUCCACGGUCACACAGUGGAAUAUCCGAGAGGUCUCGGUUUGUGUGUCAAUUCAGGAUGGAGACAGAAAUACAUAGAACAACUGCUAGAACUAGUCGACUUCGGUGCCGAUGGACUAUAUUUUGAUGAAAUUCCUCAGCCGUAUCAAGGCUGCUGGUGCGAAAAUUGCAGAGAGAAAUUCAAGCUACAGACGGGACACGAUUUGCCGACCACAAUGAAUACUUCAGAUCCCGUAUACAAAUUGCUCCUCGAAUUUACGACUCGAUCGGUUAUAGAGCACUACGACGAAAUAACAAGAGCAGUGAACUCACGAAGCGCAGAAGUUGUCAAUCUAGUUUCUAUAUAUAAAGUUCCUGCUGUUGACAACGGUGGGCGAGUGUACGAAUCGACUAAGCUUGUCAACUCAACGAACAGUACAGUUGCAAAGACUGAGUUCGAGAUCCCGGAAAGUGCGAACCAAAUUUUCAGGCACGGGAAGAGUUUGUUCAACCACGGUUUUGUGGAGGACGUUUUUCUGUCAAUGGGUUGGUCAAUCAGUCGCGACGCAGCCGCCGGUCGUCCGCCGCACACGUGGUUACCGCAUUUGACCAACGCCAGCCAAGCGGCUGCCGCUUCGUUUGCGCUAAUGACGUACGGCAUGGUCGCCAACCCAGAUCAUCAAGAGAACGAUAUCCCGGAUUAUAAGUUGUUUAACUUGACGUAUACAAACGCGAAAAGGUUGAAUCCGUAUUUGAACGGCACUCGCCCCGUUCGAUGGGCUGGAUUGUUUUUUAGCGAGGCAGCGAGAAAUACAUAUCUCCCGCACAGUGACAUUGCUGCUUGGAUGAAUGUAUUGUUUCCUACCGUGUCCGCUUGGGAGGCGUUGAUUAGGAUGGGAGCACCGGUGGGUAUUAUUACAGACUGGCAACUGUCGGGCAACACUACCACCUCGACAUGCACUUGUGGAAAACAUGGACGACGCGAUGACGUCACUCAGUCAAUCGUCGAAAAUGCCGGUAAAGAUCUUUUUUCUCAAGGCUAUAGAGUUAUUAUCGUUCCUGUUGCUCCGGUUUCGUUGUCGCAGAACAAUAGUUUGACUUCGUUUCAGCAAGCAGGUGGUAAAGUCAUCUAUUUGGAUUCUAAAGAACAAUGGGCAGAUAUGAAUGAACGCAUCAGACUCGAAACUGCUUUGCAAGAAGAGAUUAUAUCAAACUUGGGGCCCGUGCCAAUCCAGCUAAAUUGUGGAGGCAAGUUUGUUCACGCGGUACCUUUAAAGUCUGCCAUUGCGCCAUCUUCGUUUGUUGUGAUGGUAACGAAUGAUUAUAGUUGGACCUAUUUUCAUACGCGGGUUCCUGAACGCGUUGUGAAUGCUAGCCUAACGUUUCGCGGUGUCUCAGAAGAUCUAACCGUUACCGACGUCAUCAACAACUCCGUGUUGGCAGCUCAUUGGCAGGGUAACGGAACAUGGAUUGUAAACCUACCCGAAUUUCUUUACUACCUAGCUGUACAUGUUCAAUGUAAAGGCGCUUGUUGGCAAUAACUUGAUAUAUACAUAUUAAUUAGUUAUUAAUUAGGUAUAUAUUCUUGUUUGCAACUUAGAGUAUCGCCGCACCGUCACUAACAGUUAGUUUUACUAGUCGUUUUAGUUUUUGCUGGUUUUUCCUUUCUGUCGUAAGUCGCCUCAUCUUUGAAAUGGUCGU